Messenger RNA from Hibiscus syriacus, 1021 nucleotides. RefSeq lists its product as uncharacterized. Gene Ontology annotation, biological process: chloroplast fission. Lineage: Eukaryota; Viridiplantae; Streptophyta; Magnoliopsida; Malvales; Malvaceae. The transcript is spliced from 2 exons. The record is from RefSeq and is a predicted model, not a curated record. Bases 308 to 991 code for a protein of 227 amino acids.
UUGUGAGUUCCAUUUCCAACCAAAACAAAACUUGCCUUUAAAGCAAACAUACCCACACAAACACAAAGUGAAAGAGUCCACAAUGAUUUUGUCCGAGUACCUGAUAGCGAAAACACCAUUAAAAAGUAGAGGCCGACCUUCCAUUCCUAAUUCUUCCUCAAGGUUCCUUUUUCUUCCACCACAGCCAAAGAGAAAAAAAAAAAAAAGAAACAAAACUGACAGAAUAAAGUGCAAAUGACGGGACUUUAAAAAGUUAGAGGAACAGGAGUGUUCUGAAUGAUGGGGGCUGUGUUUUCUUCUUCCACUAAUGGAGCUGAACCACGAGAAACUGCAGACUCUCAUCGUGAGGGCGUGGGAUUUGCACGACAGGCUGAACAAUGAAAUCGACAAGAGUAUCAGCUUCUGCAGGCAUUGUUCAGACCAGGGUCGCUUUUGUGAUAUUGGGCAGACCCCAUUUGAGGAAAGGAAGAGGUUGAUUGCCAUCAGAGAUUCAUUGAAAGAUGUUGAGAACACCCUUCUGCAUUUCAAGAAACUGCAGGCUUGGCAGCUGAGAGAUAAGCAUUCGCUGCUCUGUCGAUUGGAGCAAAGCAGAUUUUUUCUUGCAAAGCAAGUAACACAAUACGAAGGAAGACCCCUGGAUGUGGUGAAAGAGUUGAACGCUUGUUUUGCUCCAAUUGAAAGCGAUGUGGAAGGAACUGUGAAGAAAAAUGAAGGUCGAAGCACGAGGAGAGGGCUUUCUGGUUUUCUCUUUUGCUGGCUUAGAGUUAUAUUCAACCCCUGGAAGUGGCAAAAUGUUGUUGGGAUUGCAGUGAAAUUGGUUCUUGUUUCAGCUAGUCUUUCAUACACCAUUCAAUUUUAUCACUCCAAGCAACAAUCUCGUAGAAAUUCACGAAGGAAAUUGAUUGUUUCAGCAAUGUAUUCGAAAGAAAAAUUAGAUAGUAUAUUAACUAUCUCAAAUAUGCCUCUGGAUGUUUCCUGUGGCAGAGGAUGAUUACCACAUCACUCAUCAUUAAAAUAAUAU